Aquila chrysaetos chrysaetos is the source of this 7410-nucleotide messenger RNA. RefSeq names its product ring finger and CCCH-type domains 2 (gene RC3H2). Bases 194 to 3727 code for a protein of 1177 amino acids. NCBI's taxonomy places the organism in Eukaryota, Metazoa, Chordata, Aves, Accipitriformes, Accipitridae. The record is from RefSeq and is a predicted model, not a curated record. The transcript has 22 exons. Gene Ontology annotation, molecular function: metal ion binding.
CGCCGCCGAGGCCCCCGCCGCUGCCUCCGCCGGGCCGCGCCGCGCUGCCCGCCCCAUGGCGUGUGAGAGGCCGGGGCCGCCGCCGCCUCCGCCGCCUGCUCCCGGCCCCGCCGCCCCCGCCUCGCAGCUGCCAAAACAUAGUACAGUGAAAUAAUGGUCUGCUAGCCUGCUAAACAAGUGUCCAGCUUCCACAAUGCCUGUGCAGGCAGCUCAGUGGACAGAAUUUCUGUCCUGCCCAAUCUGCUACAACGAGUUUGAUGAGAAUGUGCACAAACCCAUCAGCUUAGGUUGCUCUCACACUGUCUGUAAGACCUGCCUGAACAAGCUUCAUCGCAAGGCAUGUCCUUUCGACCAGACUGCCAUCAAUACAGACAUCGAUGUGCUUCCUGUAAACUUUGCACUCCUCCAGUUAGUUGGAGCCCAGGUACCUGAUCAUCAGACAGUAAAGUUGAGUAAUGUAGGAGAGAACAAACAUUAUGAAGUAGCAAAGAAAUGUGUUGAGGAUUUGGCACUCUACUUAAAGCCAUUAAGUGGAGGAAAAGGUGUUGCAAGCUUGAAUCAGAGUGCACUGAGCCGUCCAAUGCAAAGGAAGCUUGUGACACUGGUGAAUUGUCAGCUGGUGGAGGAAGAGGGUCGGGUUAGAGCUAUGAGGGCAGCUCGAUCACUGGGAGAGAGAACCGUUACAGAACUGAUCUUGCAGCACCAAAAUCCUCAGCAGCUUUCUGCCAAUCUUUGGGCUGCUGUCAGGGCACGAGGAUGCCAGUUUCUAGGACCAGCUAUGCAAGAGGAGGCACUGAAACUUGUAUUACUGGCACUGGAAGAUGGCUCUGCACUCUCAAGAAAAGUUCUGGUACUUUUUGUUGUGCAAAGGCUAGAACCAAGAUUUCCUCAGGCCUCUAAAACAAGCAUUGGUCAUGUUGUGCAGCUACUGUAUAGAGCAUCAUGCUUUAAGGUCACUAAAAGGGAUGAAGAUUCUUCUCUGAUGCAACUUAAAGAAGAGUUUCGGAGUUACGAGGCUUUGCGGAGAGAACAUGAUGCCCAAAUUGUUCACAUUGCCAUGGAAGCAGGACUUCGAAUAUCACCAGAACAAUGGUCUUCCCUUCUUUAUGGUGACUUGGCACAUAAAUCACACAUGCAAUCCAUUAUUGACAAGCUCCAAUCUCCGGAAUCUUUUGCAAAGAGUGUACAAGAAUUGACAAUUGUCUUGCAGCGCACGGGGGAUCCUGCAAAUUUAAAUAGGCUGAGGCCUCAUUUAGAGCUCCUGGCAAACAUAGAUCCAAAUCCAGAUGCAGCAUCUCCAACAUGGGAGCAGCUGGAAAAUGCAAUGGUGGCUGUAAAGACUGUGGUACAUGGACUGGUGGAUUUCAUUCAGAAUUACAGUAGAAAAGGCCAUGAAACUCCACAGCCACAACCAAAUAGCAAAUAUAAAACAAGUAUGUGCCGAGACCUUCGACAGCAAGGGGGAUGUCCAAGAGGAACAAACUGUACAUUUGCUCACUCUCAGGAAGAGCUUGAAAAGUAUCGCUUGAGGAACAAAAAAAUCAGUGCAACAGUGAGAACAUUCCCCCUUCUAAAUAAAGUUGGUGUAAAUAGCACCGUCUCAACCACAACAGGAAACGUGAUUUCUGUCAUAGGAAGCCCUGAGGCAACAGGGAAGAUGGUGCCAAGUACUAAUGGAAUAGCUAAUCUAGAAAGUGGUGUUCCCCAGUUGAUACCUCGCUGUGCGGACACCUCCUUGAGAGCUUUGGAGAACACCAAGAAAGGAGGAAAGACUGGAGCCAAUGGCCAGAAUGUUUCUGGAUCCCCUACAGAAUCACUACCUGAAAAUAAAAUUGGUUCUCCACCCAAGACUCCUGUAAGCCAGGCAGCAGCUACCUCAGCUGGUCCUCCUAAUAUUGGAACAGAAGUUAAUUCUGUGCCUCCAAAAUCCAGCCCGUUUGUUCCUAGAGUACCUGUCUACCCUCCACAUUCUGAUAAUGUUCAAUAUUUCCAAGAUCCCAGGACUCAGCUGUCAUAUGAAGUUCCACAGUACCCGCAGACAGGAUAUUAUCCACCACCUCCAACAGUACCAGCUGGUGUGGCUCCCUGUGUUCCUCGCUUUGUGAGGUCCAAUAACGUUCCAGAAUCCUCCCUCCCACCUGCUUCCGUGCCAUAUGCCGAUCAUUACAGUACAUUUCCCCCUCGAGAUCGACUGAAUUCUCCUUACCAACCUCCUCCUCCGCAGCCGUAUGGACCAGUUCCUCCUGUCCCUUCUGGAAUGUAUGCUCCAGUUUAUGACAGCAGGCGCAUCUGGCGCCCACAGAUGUACCCACGAGAUGAUAUUAUUAGGAGCAAUUCUUUACCUCCCAUGGAUGUGAUGCACUCAUCUGUCUAUCAGACAUCAUUACGUGAGAGAUACAACUCUUUGGAUGGUUAUUACUCUGUGGCUUGUCAACCUCCAAACGAACAGAGGACUGUGCCUUUACCAAGGGAGCCUUGUGGUCAUUUGAAGACUGGUUAUGACGAGCAGUUGAGACGGAAGCCGGAGCAAUGGGCACAGUACCACACACAGAAAACUCCUCUGGUAUCGUCAACCCUUCCUAUGGCAACACCAUCUCCAACACCACCUUCUCCUCUCUUCAGUGUAGAUUUCAGCACAGAGGUGGGAAGCCAAAGUGCUUCUGUAUUUUCCCUUCCUGUUUCUUUCUCAGAGAGUGUCAGUGAUUUGAGUGGAACUAAAUUUGAGGAAGACCAUCUCUCUCACUAUUCACCGUGGUCUUGUGGCACUAUUGGCUCUUGUAUAAAUGCUAUCGACUCAGAGCCCAAGGAUGUGAUUGCCAAUUCAAAUGCCGUGUUAAUGGAUUUGGACAGCGGGGAUGUUAAAAGGAGAGUGCAUUUAUUUGAAACUCAGAGAAGGGCAAAGGAAGAAGAUCCUAUAAUCCCAUUUAGUGAUGGACCGAUCAUCUCCAAGUGGGGUGCAAUCUCCAGGUCAUCCCGCACGGGUUAUCACACGACAGAUCCUAUUCAGGCCACUGCUUCCCAAGGAAGUGCUACUAAGCCCAUCAGUGUAUCAGAUUAUGUCCCUUAUGUCAAUGCUGUUGACUCAAGAUGGAGCGCCUAUGGCUCAGAUUCUACUUCAUCAGCACGUUAUGUGGAACGGGACAGGUUCAUAGUUACAGAUUUGUCUGGUCACAGGAAGCAUUCCAGCACUGGAGAUCUAUUGAGUAUUGAAUUACAGCAGGCCAAAAGUAACUCAUUAUUACUUCAGAGAGAGGCGAAUGCACUAGCCAUGCAGCAGAAGUGGAAUUCUCUAGACGAAGGCAGUCGUCUUACCUUAAAUCUUUUAAGCAAGGAAAUUGAUUUGAGGAAUGGUGAGACUGAUUAUACUGAAGACUGUGCAGACACAAAGCCAGAUCGAGACAUUGAAUUGGAGCUGUCAGCCCUUGAUACAGAUGAACCUGAUGGACAAGGUGAACAAAUAGAAGAGAUUCUGGAUAUACAGCUAGGUAUUAGUUCUCAAGAUGAUCAGCUGCUCAAUGGAACAACUGUAGAGAAUGGGCAUCCACUAAAGCAGCACCAGAAAGAAUCUAUGGAACAGAAGAGACAAAGUUUAGGUGAAGACCUUGUGAUUCUUAAUAGUUCUCAACUUGGAGAUUAUAGAAUCCAGAUGACUUGGCAAAAAGUAUCAGGUGCUCUUGGCUUUCCUUUGAAAACCCUGUGUACUGCAUGUAAGGGCUUUUCCUGCUAGCAAAAUGCUUAAAGAGGAUCAUGUUACUGGUCGUCUGAGUUGUUAUUUUACAAAAUCACAGCUAUGUGGUCGGGUAAGAUUUUGAUAACUGUUUUGUGCACGCUUCUGGGGGGUGGGGGUUGGCAUUUCCCUGAGGGUUACUGAUUAGACUAAGUAAAUAUUGGUGUUUGAUAUCUCUCCUAAUGAACCUGUCCAUGAAAUAAUUAUGUUGUAAAUAUACCUGAAAAUCCAAGGGUUAGUUUUGAUAUUCUGGUGUCAGUAUGGAAGAUCUUACACAUCUAUUUAAUACUCAAAUGUAAAGGAAUGUAUGUAGAAAAACAGUCAAGUAGUCUUUUCUUAGUUUCCUUUGGCUGUUGCUGUACCUUCCUAUAGCCAGUGCCACCUCAUAGCUAGGAUUAGACUGAUGCUUUGUUUCACUUGCAACUUGAAGUGAAUGGAUACAAGAACCAGACCACCUUUGUCACCUUAACUUAUUUCCUAUUGAUGUUAACUUUAACUUAGAAUGUUAGACAUAAAUAUGAUUGUUGUAUAUUUUAUACCAAGACCAUUCUGUAAAUAUGAAUUUAUAUUACUUUUGAAAUGCUUCUGAGAUACUAUUAUUUGCUGUACAAUGUAAUUCCAAAACAGAUAUGCAAACAAGUAUGUCUCUUUCAUGGAUAUUUAAACAGUGAGAUCUUCCAUGUUGAAGGUGAUGUAAUUUUUUUAAAAGAUUUUUAAAUUUUAAAUUGCUAUUUUGUUACAAAAAUAGAGAAAAUAUAAAGGUUUGAGAAGUCCUUAUUUGCCCUCAGGGAAAGAGCCCUCUGUGCACCAGAACUCCACAGAACAUCUUCAGCAUGAUCUGAGGGUGAAUAUAUACUACAUAAAUUGAUUGUGUAUUUACCUUAACUUUUUAAUUUUAAAAUUGCAAUUUUAAAAACUUGGUUGUGCUCUGCUGGAGGGGGAUUGGGAUAAGCUGCUUACACACAUUUGCCUGUUUGUCCAGUGAAAUUACAUAAGCCUAACAUAUUCCUGCCAACCAUAUUGGCGUAUUUAAGAACAAAUGUAUCUAUAUACUCUUGUCUGCAGCAGGAGGUCCCAUGAUAUAGCAGUUCUCUAGGAUGACCAUACACUUCAUAUGGAAAGUUGGUUCUUAACUGAGGCUAGGUUUUUUUUAGUUGAAAUUUUAAUAUAUAGAAUGACAGGCAAAAGAAUUUGAGGGGGGGGGGGGGUUAACAGCAUGCCAGCUUUGUCGUACGGUUUUAACGCUGACUGUGUGGGUUUUGCCAUGAAACUACACCCUCCAGUGCCCUGACAAGGAGAAGCUACAGGUGGGAACCUAGUUCUGGCUUGCUUUGGUGAAGUUUCAGCCCUUAACCCUAUACAAACAAGUAUGUAUUCAUUUGUCUAGUUGUAAAUCAGGUGCCUUUGGGCUAUGGAAGGGCUUAUUUUCUGACACUGAGAUAUAGUGACUUAUCUUUGUGUGUUAAUAGCAGUGAUUCCCAUUUAGGUUUUGGCCUAGCUUACCUGUGCUGUCAGAAAAAAAGGCCCAUAGCAGAUUGGGGAAAGAGAUUGGCUCUUUUGCUUUGCUUGGACAAGCGUUUUGGGUUGUUUUGGUUUGAGGUUUGUUUUUUUGUUUUUUCCCCACUGGGGGUACAGCAGGGAUUUCACAUGCAAGAGAUACAGGAAUUAUUAGUAUCUAAGUUAAUUGUGUUGCCUCACUACCUGGAUUCAUUCCUUGGUUUGCCUCAUUUCCCACAUAGGUCUUAAUAGAGACUAAUGCUUGUGCUGGGAGAAUGCUUGUGUGAGAGUAAUUAUCUGUACAUUCUUAACAUAUACUUAUAGCAGAGUGAUUGCCCUGCUACUGAUAUUUUGUUCCUGUAAACAGGUGACAAGAAAUGAAUCUUAGUGUUUAUGCAGAUUUUGCAUUGUAGAAUGUAUACUAGACCCUUCAAAGGAAAGGUUAGACUCUUUGCAAAGCAAACUGGCGUUGGUUCUUGGUAGUCUAGUACAGGGACACUAAAGUUUGACAUUUGAUUUAGGAGAAAAAAAAAGUUGUACGCAGCUGAUUACGUUAAAUAAGCUCUUAAGUGCUCUUUGUAGAAGUCUAAUUUGGAAGGUUUUAGUGCUUCAAUAACACAAUUGAAAUUUUAAUUUAUCCUGUACUCAAGAGCUGAAUGCUGUUCUUGUAUAAUAGUGUACUAGGCUGGAUGAGGUACAAAAUAAUGCACAGUGGUCAGAAACAGCUGAGGAAAGAACGCUUAGAAUAACUUGAUCUAAACUCAGAAUAGUUCCAAACAUUGUUUUUGUUUGCUUUUUUAAAGCACAAGUUGUCAAGUUGUACCUGUUGCUGUACAUAAACACUGUAUGCCAGCAGCUCCUUGAUCAUAUUUGUGAACAGACUUUUCAUUAUUAUUAGACUGUUAUUAAAGGAAGAUGUUGAAUUUGAGAGUGUAACAAAAUGAGAAACGAUCAGAUUAUCUAUAGUAUGUAAAAGUCCAUUCUUUAUGUUGUAGUUUAAUCCCUUGGUUAGGAAAUUCCCUCUCAUUGAGGGACCUCUUCUGCAAGCAGAACACAAUAAAUGUGCUUUUUUAAAUGACCCAAUUUUCCAGUAUAAAUGAACAGCUGACUUUGGCAGUAGUCAUCACCGUGCAUCGCUUUGCUGGCAAGGGAGCACGACAAGGAAAAAAAGAAACAAAACUGUCAGUGGUGAGAGGAAACAAAUCUAAAUGAUCAAAAUGACCGAUACCCGAACAUAAUCCUACACCCCGUUAUUUAAGAAGGAUGCUUGUGGAAGCUUUUAAUCACUCGAGAUUAGCUGUAAAAGCUGAAAUAAAACAGAGCCUGGCUGCAUUUAUUACUGCCAAAAGCCAAGGUCAUUUGCACAUAGCCCAUCAAUUUAUCCAGAGUAGAUCUCAGUUAAUCCAAGGCAUGGAAAUGCAUGCAUUUUCUUAGCUGGGCAAACAAGUACAUUAUACGGUAGUUGUGAUACAACACAUGUGGCUUUUAUUUGUACUGCACAUACCCACUGUACAGCCACUCAGAAGUAUUGUGGUUAGCUUGCAGCAUCUGCUGUCCGCAUUUAUACUGUUUACUGCGUAUUCUUUUCCCUGGAAGUUUUAAAGAAAAUUUUUUUUUUCUUGUUGCAUUGAUUACAUUUUAUAAAUUUGCUUAGCUGGAAAGUUUGGGAAAAGAGGCCUGUUUGUCAAUUGUACAACCGAUUGUGAAGCUCUAGUGUGAAUAUUUUUACGUCUGUAUUAGACAUUUUCUUUGCAAAUCUAUUGUUCGAUUGAAAUGUAAAUGAAAUAAAAGAUGGUGUACACCCAUCAUGUAUAAAGCAGGCACCAUCGCUACGAUGGAUUUAAUGCUCAUUUUUAUGGCGCAUUCUCAGCUUCUAUUUAAAACUAUAAUUUAAAAAAAAAAAUCUGUAAAAUGAAAUGGGGAUAUAUGGGGGAGUAAAUUCUAUUCCGUUUAUUUCGGUUUUGAGUUCCCAAUGGUAAUGUUUCCCUUGGUGUUAGAAGUAGGGGGGCCCCGUGGCGGGGCGGUGCCGUGUGUGUUUGCUGUAGCACUGAAGUGAAGAGGUUUUAGCUUUGGCUGGUCACGGAGUAGAGCAUCCUGGUUUUCAGUGUUUGAGAGACUUGAUGGAAGAAGUUUGCAGUAUUGACAUGUAUUUGCAUGCACGAAUAAAAAUUAUUUGUCCACCUUAA